UGGUUUUCAUAUGGAGAAAGUUUAGGUGUGCAGUAUAUACUCUAUAUAUAUAUAUAUAUAUAUAUAUCUAUAUUGAUAUACAGAGCAAAGACCGGAUCAGAUCCUCAGUAUCCUCCUCUCUUGCUCUGUUUCUGCUACCCUUUCAGAUUUCUCUCGCUGUAACCCAAAAGUUAGUUCUGUUCACUCCUUCUAUGUCUCUCAGUCUCAGUUCGAUCACUUAUCUUUUAAAGUAAGGAAUGGCGCAGAUUUUGCUACACGGAACGCUUCAUGCCACGAUCUAUGAGGUUGAUAAGCUGCACGGUGAAGGUGGCCAUUUCUUCCGCAAGCUUGUGGAAAACAUUGAGGAGACUGUUGGUCUUGGAAAGGGAGUUACCAAACUUUAUGCAACUAUUGAUCUGGAAAAGGCUAGAGUUGGAAGGACCAGAAUAAUAGAAAAAGAAGCCUCCCACCCCAGGUGGUAUGAGUCUUUUCAUAUUUACUGUGCUCAUCUGGCUUCAAAUGUUAUAUUCACCAUCAAAGAUGACAACCCGAUCGGAGCUACUUUGAUUGGAAGAGCAUAUAUACCGGUUGAAGAACUCUUGGAUGAGGAAGAAGUGGAUAGAUGGCUUGAGAUCUUGGAUGAAGACAAAAAACCCAUUCGUGGAGGUUCUAAGAUCCAUGUGAAGCUACAAUACUUUGAUGUGACAAAAGACCGCAAUUGGGGACGAGGUGUAAGAAGUCCUAAAUAUCCUGGUGUUCCAUACACAUUUUUCUCACAGAGGCAAGGAUGCAAGGUUUCUCUUUACCAGGAUGCUCAUGUCCCAGAUAAAUUUGUUCCUAGAAUCCCUCUUGCUGGAGGCAAGAAUUAUGAGCCUCACAGAUGUUGGGAAGAUAUAUUUGAUGCAAUUACUAAUGCUAAGCACUUGAUCUACAUUACUGGCUGGUCUGUUUAUACUGAAAUUUCUCUGGUAAGGGACUCCAGGAGGCCAAAGCCUGGUGGAGACAUCACUAUUGGUGAGCUGCUUAAGAAGAAAGCAAGUGAAGGUGUUAGGGUUCUAAUGCUUGUUUGGGAUGACAGAACCUCUAUUGAAAUAUUAAAAAAGGAUGGAUUGAUGGCCACCCAUGAUGAAGAAACUGAAAACUAUUUCCGGGACUCUGAUGUGCAUUGUGUUCUAUGCCCCCGUAAUCCUGAUGACGGUGGAAGCAUUAUUCAGGAUUUACAAGUCUCUACUAUGUUCACUCAUCAUCAGAAGAUUGUUGUGGUGGAUAGUGAAUUGCCUAGUGGAGGUUCACAGCAAAGGAGAAUUGUAAGUUUUGUUGGCGGUAUCGAUCUAUGUGAUGGGAGAUAUGACACGGCCUUUCACUCACUUUUCAGGACAUUGGACACUGUACACCAUGAUGAUUUCCACCAACCGAACUUUGCUGGGGCAUCAAUCACGAAAGGUGGUCCCAGAGAACCUUGGCAUGACAUUCACUCUCGGCUAGAAGGUCCCAUUGCUUGGGAUGUCUUAUUUAAUUUUGAGCAGAGGUGGAGAAAGCAAGGUGGUAAGGAUCUACUUGUUAAGCUGAGAGAGCUUGAUGAUGUCUUUAUUCCCCCAUCGCCUGUUAUGUUCCCGGAUGACCAUGAGACAUGGAAUGUUCAGUUGUUCAGAUCCAUUGAUGGAGGAGCUGCUUUUGGCUUCCCUGAGACACCUGAAGAUGCAGCUAGAGCUGGGCUUGUUAGUGGGAAGGAUAACAUCAUUGAUCGAAGCAUUCAGGAUGCUUAUAUCAAUGCUAUUCGACGUGCAAAAAAUUUCAUUUAUAUUGAAAAUCAAUAUUUCCUAGGAAGCUCUUAUGCAUGGAGUAGGGAAGGUAUUACACCUGAGGACAUUGGUGCUUUGCAUGUGAUUCCAAAGGAACUUUCACUUAAGAUUGUCAGUAAGAUUGAAGCAGGGGAGAGAUUUACUGUUUAUGUUGUCGUUCCAAUGUGGCCUGAGGGAAUCCCAGAGAGUGGAUCAGUUCAGGCAAUAUUAGAUUGGCAGAGGAGGACUUUGGAGAUGAUGUACAAGGAUAUUAUUCAGGCUCUUAGAGCUAAGGGUAUCGAGGAUGAUCCUCGGAACUAUCUGACAUUUUUCUGCCUUGGAAACAGGGAAGUAAAGAAGCCUGGAGAAUAUGAGCCUUCAGAAAAACCAGAGGAAGAUUCUGAUUAUAUCAGAGCCCAGCAAGCUCGGCGCUUCAUGAUAUAUGUUCAUACCAAGAUGAUGAUUGUUGAUGAUGAAUACAUAAUUAUCGGGUCAGCCAACAUCAAUCAGCGAUCAAUGGACGGUGCCAGGGACUCUGAGAUAGCCAUGGGAGCUUACCAACCUUAUCAUUUGUCAGCCAGGGAACCAGCACGUGGACAGAUCCAUGGGUUCCGUUUGUCACUGUGGUAUGAGCACCUUGGUAUGCUUGACGAAUCAUUCCUACAGCCAGAAAGUGAGCAUUGUGUGAGGAAGGUGAAUCAGAUCGCUGACAAGUAUUGGGAUCUAUAUUCAAGUGAGUCACUGGAAAGUGACCUUCCCGGUCACUUGCUUCGAUAUCCUAUUGGGAUUGCCAGCGAAGGAGAAAUUACUCCACUGCCAGGAUUCGAUUGUUUCCCUGACACAAAGGCUCAUGUCCUGGGUACCAAGUCCGACUACAUGCCUCCAAUCCUUACUACUUAGUUUGGUCUUUCCUACUUCUUUUUUUUUCUCCAUGUAGUGGUCUUUUAUGUGUUAUCUUUCUCUUGCUUUUACAGUACUCUUUAUGUAGUUACUCUAUAUGGUAGUAGGAUAAUAAUGCUGCUGGUGUCAUAACCUGCUUGCAUGUGUAUUUGGUUUUGUGAGAGGAUGUCCGUAACAGGUAUCUCGUGGUCUGGUAAUUGCAGUGUUGUAUUUGGUGCUGACUGAUAUGAACUUAUGGGUUGUGUUGA
Molecule: messenger RNA, 2908 nt
Organism: Ziziphus jujuba (common jujube)
Lineage: Eukaryota; Viridiplantae; Streptophyta; Magnoliopsida; Rosales; Rhamnaceae
Product: phospholipase D alpha 1
Exons: 4
Coding region: 237-2660 (807 amino acids)
Biological process (GO): phospholipid catabolic process; phosphatidylcholine metabolic process
Cellular component (GO): plasma membrane
Molecular function (GO): D-type glycerophospholipase activity; calcium ion binding
Source: RefSeq, a predicted model, not a curated record